Molecule: messenger RNA, 1983 nt
Organism: Rhinocladiella mackenziei CBS 650.93
Lineage: Eukaryota; Fungi; Ascomycota; Eurotiomycetes; Chaetothyriales; Herpotrichiellaceae
Exons: 2
Coding region: 1-1983 (660 amino acids)
Biological process (GO): regulation of GTPase activity; signal transduction
Cellular component (GO): cytoplasm
Source: RefSeq, a predicted model, not a curated record
AUGCCUAAAUCCUCGGCUGUCCCAUAUCUCAACUUGUCUCCCAAAGACAAUGAGGAAUUAAAUGGCUUAACACCCGCUACUUUGAGUCCUCGCUCGACUGGCUCCCCUCACACUCCAGCAUCAGCACCGAGUUCCCCAUUUCUGCAAGGGCCUCCACCAUCCUCCAUGGUGCACCAGGUAUCUACAUCCCAAGAGAGUCAGAAUGAGGAAUCUCGAACGGAGCCGAACUCCCCCAAAAUCACGGCGAUGCCUGAGUUUCCUCCUUCACCUAUGCCCCAAUCUCCCAAGCAUGGUCGGGACACGUCGAAAAAUUUCUUUUCAAAUUUGAUGGCCUCCAAAUCUUCCCACAAAAUCCAUUCGUCGGAAACAAGCAUACCCGAAGCCGUGGAGAAACCCCAUGCAAGGAGCCGGACAAGUUCGAAAGAUAGGUCUCUUCAUUCAGUUAAGAAGCAGGGUUCCACCCCAGAAUUACCUCGAUUCGGAUCUGGUAAUGGGAAUUCCAAUGGCAACAAUCCUCCCACCUCUUCCGAAUCUACCGCCUCGCAAGCACACACGGAGCCCGCCCCGGUCAGUAAGAAGGGAAAGUCAAAGUUUGGAGGAAUACUUUCAAGAACUAAGACGGUCAAAAUGGACGAUGCGACGACAAAGCUCAAGGGUUCACCCCCUAGCCAUCUUCAACUCGACACGACAAAUUCCAAAACGGAGCACCUUGAGCCAUCCCCCAAGACAGCUCCCGUCAAACCAGAUCGCCGGGAAAGAGCCUUCACAACGGAAAAUGGUGCCGGCGUUCGGAAUCGCUCCGCCGAUCGUCAGCUUCGCGACGAGUCCAGUGUGGCCAAGAAAGAGCGUCCAGCAGGGGGAGUUCCUUUGUCACAAUCGUUCCGUGACGGAUCGACACUUCAGAUUCUUUCAAAUAUUGGUCAAACAGGCAAAGGGAUGAGUGAUCGCCUGGGUAAGGCCGGAAAGGGCUUAUUCGGGAAGAUCACACGAAGCGGGAGUAGCAACGAGCGCGAACUUGUCACGGAUGACAAUUACGUAUGUACGACAAUCAACCUCCCACUGGUCAAGCAAACUCGAAAAACCAGAAUUGCCCGACGACUUGAAUUGUCCAAGGACAAAACGGAAUAUUGGAUGCCGGCGUUGCCCUGGCGAUGCAUCGAUUACUUGAACAUGAAUGGUUCCGAAGAGGAAGGCCUUUAUCGAAUUCCUGGUAGUGGUAAAGAUGUCAAACACUGGCAACGUCGCUUUGACACCGAAUACGAUAUCAAUCUCUUUGACGAACCCGAAUUGUACGACAUCAACACCAUCGGAUCUAUGUUCAAAUCAUGGUUGCGAGAAUUGCCCGAUGAGAUUCUUCCCAAGUCUGUUCAAAACAAGGUGGCCACUGAAUGUGCGGGCGCAACAAGAGCGCCCCAGCUUCUGAAGGAUGAAUUGUCGCGUUUGCCGCCGUUCAACUAUUAUCUCCUUUUUGCAAUUACUUGCCACCUGAGUCUUCUCCACAGCUAUGCCGACAAGAACAAGAUGGAUUAUCGCAACCUAUGCAUCUGUUUCCAGCCCUGUCUGAAAAUUGAUGCCUUUUGCUUCCAAUUCCUCGUCAUGGAUUGGAAGGCUUGCUGGCAGGGAUGUUGGACAGAGAAAGAGUACCUAGAAGAAGAGUAUCGUUACGAGCGUGAGGGCUCCAUCAAUGAGAGCGAAGAUCUCGCUGUGGACGACCGGGCUAUCUCUUCAAGUGGCAGCAGCCAACAACAAGCUCCGGCUCCCCCCCCAAGUGCAGACGCAGCGGCCCAACGCAAGUCGAUGGCACCCAAGACAAAGCAAAGGAGCUUGUCUUAUGGAGCCGGUGUUAGAGAGAGAUCGGAUAGCGGGCAUGCCACCAGUCAAAGUGUCCCUGCUGUCCCGAGGAUGGUUACUCCGGAGCCCCCUAAAUUAUCACUCGAACAAAAGCUGCCCGAGUUGACUGGACUUUCUCCCAUCAGGAUGUAA